GUCAGUCGAAAAUUAGUUGCGCGAGCGAAGGCUGCAACACCUGCGUACAAGCUGUUCGUGCGUUCGAGUCUAUGCGGUUGCUUGCUCACCAGACACAUUACGCGACGGCGUCACCGCCUGCUGCCAUUGUCAGCACUGUGAUAGCCACAGAUUCAGAUUGGCUGGUACCGUUUAGAGGCAAAUAUUCGGUGUUGGCGCAGUGAUCAUUUGGUGCAAGUGUUCAGUAAAAUCUAUUCCGAUUGUUUUGUCGCCGGGACGACAUGCGCAUCGCAACGCGUGCCGUUUUAAGCAUGAUCGCAUCGCAACACACCGGUGCGUAAUCCUUGGAUCGUGACGUGCAUGUGACAAGUAACAUGUGCCCACCAUCUUCUUCUUAAGCUCAAAAUUCGAAAGGUGCGUGAACAGUGUAAAAUACACACGAUAUUACAUACCCCUGCGCAGUGUGUUUGUGAAUGUGCCAUCGAAGCUGAUCGUGAUCGUGUCGCAUCAUCGUCGCUAGUCAUACACGGAGUCCCCACAGUCACGAGUCCUUCCGAAUGAAAUAAUAACUAAACUCUAAGCUGCUCCUGCCCGAGUACAGUGGACGCGUGCCGUAAGCAAACAUGACUGUUUCGUAUUCAGCGGAGGUACCGAACGGUAGCAACUUUGGCGUAUUUUGGCGAAUUCUAUGGAAAUGGCGUGGCAGUGUUUAUAAAGCCGUUUGGCGGGAACUGUUAGCAUAUCUGCUAGUCUAUUACACACUUAAUUUCACAUAUCGUUACGGUCUCAGCGAAGAUGGUAAAAGGGUGUUCGAACGAAUCCGAACCUACUUUGGCCAACAGCGGGAAACGGUGCCACUUUCGUUCGUGCUCGGAUUCUACGUCAGCUUGGUUGUGAAGCGUUGGUGGGAACAGUAUCGGAUGCUGCCAUGGCCGGACACACUCGCUCUGUUCGUGAGUGCCGCCAUCCAAGGAAAUGAUGAAACGGGACGGCUGAUGAGACGAAACAUUAUGCGCUACAUGGUCCUAUCGUACGUGAUAACGCUGCAGAAGAUUUCGCUCCGCGUUAAGCGUCGGUUCCCCGGCUGGCAGCAUCUGGUCGAUGCUGGUUUGAUGCUCGAAAGUGAGCGCAAAAUUUUCGAGAUUAUGGACUCCAAAAGCCCCAUGUCGAAGUACUGGAUGCCGCUGGUAUGGGCUACAAACAUCAUCAAUCGUGCGCGCAAGGAUCAGCUGAUCCCGUCCGAUCAUAUCGUGCAGACGCUCUUGAUGGAGCUCUCCGACAUUCGGCGUAGGUUGGGUGGUUUGAUCGGUUACGACACGGUGUGCGUACCGCUGGUUUACACCCAGGUCGUGACACUUGUGCUGUACUCGUACUUUACCGCUGCCAUCAUGGGUAGCCAGAUGAUCCCAACCUACGAUGCGGCGAGCGGCACAUACCAAGAGCUGGAUGUGUUCUUUCCACUCUUCACGGUGCUACAGUUUGUGUUCUACGUGGGAUGGUUGAAGGUAGCUGAGGUGCUGAUCAAUCCAUUUGGCGAGGAUGACGAUGACAUCGAAUUGAAUUGGCUCAUCGAUCGACACAUUAAGGCAUCGUACAUGAUUGUAGACGAGAUGCACGACGAACAUCCGGAGUUGCUGAAGGAUCAGUACUGGGAGGAGGUCGUACCGAAAGACCUACCGUACACUGUUGCAUCUGAGCAUUAUCGGCGCGAGGAGCCGAAAGGAUCGGCUGAACACUAUAAGGUGAAGGAGGCGGAUGCGGUCUACGCAAACAUCGGUGCCGUCGGUGGGAAGCGCAUGAUGAACGACGAGAUGUACGCUGACUAUGAAAGCGUAGACACUCCAAUGGCUGAACGACGGAAGGGAUGGCUUGGAAAGGUCAGUCGCAUGGGAUCGGGACGAAGUUCGUCAACUGCUUACUCGUCCGGUGGUCUUUUUGCGCGCAAUCGACACAAUUCUGUCUACUCCAGCCCAGAAGCAGGCCUCGGUCAACCCAUUGUCACAGGGGCUCCUGCCCCUAAGGUCAGCUUGUAUGAUCGGUUCGUGAACCGGAAGUCUGGUCGACACGCGAGACAAAUUAUUAAGCAGAAUUCGAAGCUUAGUCUCAACGGAUCAGUCAUAUCGAACGUACCGCAAAAAGCGCGCCCACGAAUACCGACACCAGACGUGACGAAGGAAAGCCGUGUCGCACCACUCGGUACAGUAACGACAAGUACCGCCAACAUUGCAUCCGGUGUUGCACUGAUGGCGACUCAGCUUGCAAACAAUCCCUCUAUCUAUCCGGCAUCCACGGCCACGCUCAACAACAACGAAGUUCCAGUGGUCGGGACGCUUUUAUUAGCACCGAUCAAAGAGCUAGAUUCCAGCUCGACGACUAACACUUUACACUCAGGCCAAUCCGCAACGGCUUCCCUGGCCAAAUCAAUCCUUCCAUCAACACUCAAGAGUUCCGAGCAAACGUUUUCACGUUCUCGUCCCUACUUUGCAGUGUCCCCGUUUGGGAAGGAUGGCACCAACCUUGAGCUCACACUCACCAACUCAUCCUCGUUGGGUGGGUCACCCAAUCCACUCGGAGGCAACACCGUCAUUGUCCUUCCGGCAACAACUACUGCAGUGGCUGUUUCCGCCAACGGUACUACAGUGACCGGUACUAUUCCGAUCACGGCCGGACCGGGAAGGUCGCACGACACAACUGACGCUAGUACUGGCAUCAGAAGCACUUCCCUAGCAUCGGGUGUGCUAGUGCCGAAAACGGACGCCCUGUUGCCCAUUUCGCUUACCUCCAUUCCGCUCUCGUUUACGGUGACGCCCGUUACAAACACCAGCAGUAAUAGCACCACCAGCACUACCACCACCACUGGCGGCACGAUCAUUACCGAGCUACCGUGUGACAACGGUGAGAUCAGUACGAGCGUCACGAUGAGUAACGAAAAAAACCGCCAACCACCUUCCAGCACUGCGGACAGUUCUUCCUCAGCCGCAUCGACACUAAGCAAACGGAAGCCAAAGCAUGGCGAGGUUUACGUUUAGAAGACUAGCAAACACACACUGGAUUUAUUGUACUAUAGACAAACGUAGCAAAAUUUAACACAGAAUGAAAGUUCAGCAAAGAAGCAAAACGUGAAGAGAUGUGCCAAUUACAAAUUUUCCUAUUUCUUUAUCACUAUUAUCACAUUCGACCCGUGAAUCCGUGCUGGAGGGCGACUUACAAAGCCACUGAGCGCUGUGUAUUUGUUCUAGAAAUCGCUGAUACAAAGUAUUGUUUGUUUUAUAAGAAAGUAAGUUUACAUACACGUAAAAGUAAAAUAAGUGUAUAUUUUUACAGUAGCAAAGACAACAAUCAGCAGCUAGUUUUGUUCUUUCUUGGAUCAUCAUUCAAAGACGCGUGUAAACUAAGCUCGCCAGAAAUUAAGAUGCACGAUUGUUCGUCAAUUGUCUUAAUACAAUUCCGUCCAUCGUUUGCCUUGCGAUAUAUGCAUUUGAAAUGUAUUUUAACUAAUUGAUAUACGUGUUACCACGAUAAAGAAGGUAGACCGAGCAAACUUGUUUUAUAUUCGGAUCGGAUUGAAUCUGGCUGAUAAUGGCCAUAUUUUACCAGCCCUAUCGAAACUUUCCUCCCAUUGUGCAUCAUAGGAAAGUUAUAUAAAAAAGGUAGUGUUUAGCAUUUUAAAAACGAGUUUUGUACCAACUGAGAACCGUAAAUGGCAAUCUAGCAUCUAGGUAUAAACAAUUUUUAAAUAAACGUGAUCAUGAUAUUUUAA
Molecule: messenger RNA, 3739 nt
Organism: Anopheles arabiensis
Lineage: Eukaryota; Metazoa; Arthropoda; Insecta; Diptera; Culicidae
Gene: Best2
Product: bestrophin-2
Exons: 9
Coding region: 603-3008 (801 amino acids)
Molecular function (GO): chloride channel activity
Source: RefSeq, a predicted model, not a curated record